Molecule: messenger RNA, 3654 nt
Organism: Myripristis murdjan (pinecone soldierfish)
Lineage: Eukaryota; Metazoa; Chordata; Actinopteri; Holocentriformes; Holocentridae
Product: NACHT, LRR and PYD domains-containing protein 3-like
Exons: 12
Coding region: 54-3578 (1174 amino acids)
Molecular function (GO): protein binding
Source: RefSeq, a predicted model, not a curated record
UGGAAAGGAUCAAUCAGGAGAGACCAGACUCCCCUGAACCCAGCUGUGUGUCCAUGAAAAGUGACUGGUCUAUGGAUCAUCCUAUUGAUUUCAAAGAUGGACACCACUCCACUGAACAGAGGAUCCAGCAGGAGAAACCAGACAGCUGUGUGAGAGACCCGUCUAAGAAAGCUGGAAUCAGUUUUAAAGAUGAAAAGAACUCCUCUGACACUGAGAUCAAUCAGGAGAGAUCAGACUCCCCUGAACCCAGCUGUGUGUCCAUGAAGAGUGACUGGUCUAUGAAUCAUCCUAUUCGUUUCAAAGAUGGACACCACUCCACUGACCUGAGAGUCCACCAGCAGAGCUCAGAGCUUCCCAGUGGUCGGCUAGCCUCACAGCAUCAAACAGACCUGGACUCCAUAUUUAAGAUGCUGGAGGAGAACGCUGUUACUUUUGUGAAGAACGAGCUGAAGAGGAUCCAGAUGACUCUGAAUCCAGACUACCCAGAAUGCUUAGGGAGGCAGAGAGAGGAUGAGGGGGUGAUGAACGAUGAGGAGGAAGAGCAGAGGAGCAGCAUCAGAGAGGCUUUUCUGCAGAUCACACUGCACCUCCUGAGGAGAAUGAAGCAGGAGGAGCUGGCUGAGCGUUUGCACAGCAUCUGUCAAUGUAAACUCAAAUCUAAUCUGAAGCAGAAGUUUCAGUGUGUGUUUGAGGGGAUUGCCAAAGCAGGAAACCCAACACUUCUGAAACAGAUCUACACAGAGCUGUACAUCACAGAGGGAGAGAGUCAAAAGGUCAAUGAGGAACAUGAGGUCAGACAGAUUGAAACAGCAUCCAGGAAACCAGCAGGAGCAGAAACACUGAUAAAAUCUGAAGACAUCUUUAAACCUUUACCUGGAAAAGAUAAGCCAAUCAGAACACUGAUGACAAAGGGAGUGGCAGGCAUUGGGAAAACAGUCUUAACACAGAAGUUCACUCUUGACUGGGCUGAAGAUAAAGCCAAUAAGCACAUAGAGUUCACAUUUCCAUUCACUUUCAGAGAGCUGAAUCUGCUGAAAGAGAAAAAGUUCAGUUUUGUGGAACUUCUUCAUUACUUCUUCACUGAGACCAAAGAAGCAGGAAUCAGCAGGUUUGAUCAGUUCCAGGUUGUGUUGAUCUUUGACGGUCUGGAUGAGUGUCGACUUCCUCUGGACUUCAAGAACAACCAGAUCCUGACUGAUGUUACAGAGUCCACCUCAGUGGACGCUCUGCUGACAAACCUCAUCAAGGGGAACCUGCUUCCCUCUGCUCGCCUCUGGAUAACCACACGACCCGCAGCGGCCAAUCAGAUCCCUCCUGAGUGUGUUGACAUGGUGACAGAGGUGAGAGGCUUCACUGACCCACAGAAGGAGGAAUACUUCAGGAAGAGAUUCAGAGAUGAGGAGCAGGCCAGCAGAAUCAUCUCCCACAUCAAGACGUCACGAAGCGUCCACAUCAUGUGCCACAUCCCAGUCUUCUGCUGGAUCACUGCUACAGUUCUGGAGGACAUGUUGAAAACCAGUGAGAGAGGACAGCUGCCCAAGACCCUGACUGAGAUGUACAUCCACUUCCAGCUGGUUCAGUCCAAACAAGGGAACAUCAAGUAUCACGGCAGAGCUGAGACAGAUCCACAUUGGACUCCAGAGACCAGGGAGAUGAUCCUGUCUCUGGGAAAACUGGCUUUUGAGCAGCUGGAGAAAGGCAACCUGAUCUUCUAUGAAGCAGACCUGGCAGAGUGUGGCCUUGAUAUCAGAGCAGCCUCAGUGUACUCAGGAGUGUUCACACAGAUCUUUAAAGAGGAGCGUGGGCUGUACCAGGACAGGGUUUUCUGCUUUGUCCAUCUGAGCCUUCAGGAGUUUCUGGCUGCUCUUUAUGUCUUUCUGACCUUCACCAACACUGAUUUCAAUCUGCUGACAGAGCAACAAUCAACCUCCAGGUGGUUUACAGUAUUCAACAAGAAAUCUAAAUUAAAACUCCUCCUCCAGAGUGCUGUGGACAAGGCCUUACAGAGUCCAAAUGGACACCUGGACUUGUUUCUCCGCUUCCUCCUGGGUCUUUCAAUGGAGACCAACCAGCGUCUCCUACGAGGCCUGCUGACACAGACAGGAAGUAGCUCACAGACCAACCAGGAAACAGUCCAGUACAUCAAGAAGAAGAUCAAAGAGAAUCCCUCUCCAGAGAGAAGCAUCAACCUGUUCCACUGUCUGAAUGAGCUGAAUGACAAUUCUCUAGUGGAGGAGAUCCAACGGCAGAUCCAACUGAGUUCAGGAAGUCUCUCCACAGACAAACUCUCUCCUGCUCAGUGGUCAGCUCUGGUCUUCAUGUUGCUGUCAUCAGAAGAAGAUCUGGAUGUGUUUGACCUGAAGAAGUACUCUGCUUCUGAGGAGGCUUUUAUAAAACUGUUGCCAGUGGUUGAAGUCUCCAAAACAUCUCUGCUGAGUGGCUGUAAUCUGUCAGAGAGAAGCUGUGAGGCUCUGGCCUCAGUUCUCAGCUCCCAGUCCUCCAGUCUGAGAGAGCUGGACCUGAGCAACAACCACCUGCAGGAUUCAGGAGUGAAGCGUCUCUCUGCUGGACUGGAGAGUCCAAACUGUAGACUGAAGGCUCUCAGGCUGAGUGGCUGUAAUCUGUCAGAGAGAAGCUGUGAGGCUCUGGCCUCAGUUCUCAGCUCCCAGUCCUCCAGUCUGAGAGAGCUGGACCUGAGCAACAACCACCUGCAGGAUUCAGGAGUGAAGCGUCUCUCUGCUGGACUGGAGAGUCCAAACUGUAGACUGGAGGCUCUCAGGCUGUCAGGCUGUCUGCUCACACAGGAAGGCUGUGCUGCUCUGGCCUCAGCUCUGAGCUCCAACCCCUCCCAUCUGAGAGAGCUGGACCUGAGCUACAAUCAUCCAGGAGCCUCAGGAGAGAAGCUGCUCUCUGCUGGACUGGAGGAUCCAACCUGGAGCCUGGAGGCUCUCAGGGUGGACCAUGGUGGAGAGAAGAUGUUGAAACCAGGCCUGAGGAAGUAUUCCUGUCAAGUCAAACUGGACCCAAACACAGCAGACAGACAACUCAAACUGUCUGAGGACAACAGGAAGGCGACGCUGGUGGAAGAGGAGCAGCCAUAUCCUGAUCACCCAGAGAGAUUUGACUUCUAUCCACAGGUGAUGUGUGGAACUGGUCUGACUGGGAGGUGUUACUGGGAGGUCGAGUGGAAGGAAUGGGUUACUAUCGGAGUGACUUACAGAGGAAUCAGCAGAAGAGGACACAGUGCUGACUGCAGGCUUGGAGGAAACGACAAAUCCUGGAGUCUAGACUGCUCUGAUGAUGGAUGUUUCACUGCCGAACACAAAAACAGACCAACAGCCGUUCCUGUCCGUCCCUCCUCCUCCUCCUCCUCCUCCUCCUCCUCCUCCUCCUCCUCCUCUAACAGAGUAGCAGUGUAUCUGGACUGGCCUGCUGGCUCUCUGUCCUUCUACAGCGUCUCCUCUGACGCUCUGAUCCACCUCCACACCUUCACCUGCACCUUCACUGAACCUCUGUACCCUGUGAUUGGGUUUGGGCUGAACACUUAUUUCUCGGGUCCUCAGUGUCUCUGUGUCUGAUGGAGUAACGAAACACUCACACUGCUGACAUGAUGUACAGGAUCUCUUCUCACACACACACACACACACACACACA